Molecule: messenger RNA, 2114 nt
Organism: Phyllostomus hastatus (greater spear-nosed bat)
Lineage: Eukaryota; Metazoa; Chordata; Mammalia; Chiroptera; Phyllostomidae
Gene: BAIAP2
Product: BAR/IMD domain containing adaptor protein 2
Exons: 15
Coding region: 110-1669 (519 amino acids)
Biological process (GO): positive regulation of actin filament polymerization; actin crosslink formation; plasma membrane organization
Cellular component (GO): cytosol; nucleoplasm
Molecular function (GO): protein binding; cytoskeletal adaptor activity
Source: RefSeq, a predicted model, not a curated record
CGGGUUCCGCGCGCAGCCUGUCGACCUUCUCGGUGGCUUCUUCUGCCCCCACCGCCGCCUCCGCUACCUGCGCCCCCGCUUCGGUCCGUGGUGCAGCCGGACCAGCACCAUGUCGCUGUCGCGCUCGGAGGAGAUGCACCGGCUGACGGAAAAUGUCUAUAAGACCAUCAUGGAGCAGUUCAACCCCAGCCUGCGGAACUUCAUCGCCAUGGGGAAGAACUACGAGAAGGCCCUGGCAGGUGUGACCUACGCUGCCAAAGGCUACUUCGACGCCCUCGUGAAGAUGGGCGAGCUGGCCAGCGAGAGCCAGGGCUCCAAGGAGCUCGGAGACGUCCUCUUCCAGAUGGCGGAGGUCCACAGGCAGAUUCAGAACCAGCUGGAAGAGAUGCUGAAGUCCUUCCACAACGAGCUGCUCACGCAGCUGGAGCAGAAGGUGGAGCUGGACGCCAGGUACUUGAGUGCGGCCCUGAAGAAGUACCAGACGGAGCAGCGGAGCCGGGGGGACGCGCUGGACAAGUGCCAGGCGGAGCUGAAGAAGCUGCGCAAGAAGAGCCAGGGCAGCAAGAACCCGCAGAAGUACUCGGACAAGGAGCUGCAGUACAUCGACGCCAUCGGCAGCAAGCAGGGCGAGCUGGAGGGGUACGUGUCGGAGGGCUACAAGACGGCGCUCACCGAGGAGCGCCGCAGGUUCUGCUUCCUGGUGGAGAAGCAGUGCGCCGUGGCCAAGAACUCCGCCGCCUACCACUCCAAGGGCAAGGAGCUGCUGGCGCAGAAGCUGCCGCUGUGGCAGCAGGCCUGCGCCGACCCCAACAAGGUGCCGGAGCGCGCCGUGCAGCUGAUGCAGCAGCUGGCGAACAGCGACGGCGCCGUCCUCCCCGGCGCCCUGUCGGCCUCCAAGUCCAGCCUGCUCAUCUCCGACCCCAUCCCCGGGGCCAAGCCCCUGCCGGUGCCCCCUGAGCUGGCCCCGUUCGUGGGGCGGCUGUCCGCCCAGGAGGGCGCGCCCAUCAUGAACGGCGUCUCGGGCCCCGACAGCGAGGACUACAGCCCCUGGACUGACCGCAAGGGGGCCCAGCCCAAGUCCACGCCGCCGCCGCAGACCAAGAUGAGCGACUCCUACUCCAACACGCUGCCCGUGCGCAAGAGCGUGGCCCCGAAGAACAGCUACGCCACCACCGAGAACAAGACGCUGCCGCGCUCCAGCUCCAUGGCGGCCGGCCUGGAGCGCAACGGCCGCAUGCGGGUCAAGGCCAUCUUCUCGCACGCCGCCGGCGACAACAGCACCCUGCUGAGCUUCAAGGAGGGCGACCUUAUCACCCUGCUGGUGCCCGAGGCCCGGGACGGCUGGCACUACGGCGAGAGCGAGAAGACGAAGAUGCGAGGCUGGUUCCCCUUCUCCUACACCCGGGUGCUGGACGGCGACGGCGGCGACAGGCUGCAUAUGAGCCUGCAGCAGGGGAAGAGCAGCAGCACGGGCAACCUGCUGGACAAGGAGGACCUGGCCCUCCCGCCCCCCGACUACGGCACGGCCUCCCGGGGCUUCCCCGCGCAGACGGCCGGCGGCUUCAAGCAGCGGCCCUACAGCGUGGCCGUGCCCGCCUUCUCCCAGGGCCUGGACGACUACGGGGCCCGGGCUGUGAGCAGCCCCGACGUGGAAGUGGCCAGGCUCUGAGCCGCCGUCGCGAGUUAGAACCCCUUCGCCAGCGUCCAGCUGAAGCCGACGGUGACCAGGGACAGGUCUGCCCCCCUCCUCAGCUGACGGCCACACCUGUGCCCCUGCACCGGCCCCCUCCCCCACCCCACCUGGAAGCACUCUCGUUAUUGCCCACGUGGUCGCCCUUCAGAGCUCCGCCCACCCCUCCGCCUGCCCGCGCCACACCCGCUGCAGUCCAGCCUGGGCUGGGCCCCGGCUGCUCCCUCGAGCCCAGGGCACCUGGGCCGUGGCCACAGAGCGCUGCAGGGGCUGACCGCGGCAGGGGCCUGCUGGCUGGGCCGUGGGCAGCGGAGCCCGCCAGGUGAGGGAAGGACCUUCGUCAGCAUGUGGCCUGAAGGGGAGUCUGGCCCCCGCCCCCACGCUGCCCGUAGCCCCUUGGUGUCUGCUCAAUAAACGGACUGCC